GAGCAUGCGCUAUUCCUUGAGUUCGAGCGUGGCCAUUUUACAGCUGAACUGUGACUCACGUGAGCCCACAGUGUUGAUUGUUAUUUAGGAAAAUUUUUUUUUAAAUUUCUUAAGGGGGACUUUUUUUUAGCAGAUUUGAGAUCGAACGUCGCCCAAAAUGGAUGCAAAUAAACUUAUCGAAAUUCUUCGAGCCACUAUGGAUCCUAAUCAGAGAGAGGCUGCAGAAAAACAAUUAGAACAAGUUCACAAAAUCAUUGGCUUUGCACCUUCGCUACUCCAAGUGGUGAUGAUGAACACAGUAGAGCUUCCCGUGAGACAGGCUGGCGUCAUUUACUUGAAGAAUAUGAUAGCUCAAUUUUGGCAAGACAAAGAGCAAGAACCAGGAAAACCAUUAGUUUUCUCCAUACAUGAACAAGACCGAGCCAUGAUAAGAGACUCCAUUGUGGACGCCCUUGUUUAUGCUGCCGAUCUCAUUAGAGUGCAGCUAGCAGUGUGUGUAAGCAAUAUUGUAAAACAUGACUUUCCUGGUAAAUGGACUGGAAUUGUUGAUAAAAUAUCUGUCUACCUUCAAAUGAAUGACACAAAUGUAUGCAUGGGAGCUUUACUUUGCCUCUACCAGUUGGUCAAAAAUUUUGAAUACAAGAAUUCUGAAGAACGUGGACCUCUGAAUGAAGCAAUGAACAUGCUUCUGCCUAUGAUCUAUCAGCGUUGUGUUCAAUUAGUUCAUGAUCCCUCAGACGUAUCUGCUCUACUCCAGAAGCAGAUUCUAAAGAUUUUCUUUGCUCUUAUCCAGUACUUCUUACCCCUCAAUCUCAUCACAAAGGAUGUCUUCUCACAAUGGAUGGAAUUGCUUAGAAAUGUUGUAGACAGGCCAAUACCAGAGCAAACCACUACAUACGAUGAAGAAGAACUGGCUGAGCUCUCUUGGUGGAAGUGUAAAAAGUGGGCUCUACACAUCCUUACUAGGGUUUUUGAAAGAUAUGGCAGUCCUGAUAGUGUGUCUCCUGAAUAUCAGGAGUUUUCCAAAUAUUAUCUGAAAACAUACACAGCUGGUAUAUUGGAGGUUCUUUUGAAAUUGUUAGAUCAAUACAGGCAGAAAGUAUUUGUAUCACCUCGAGUUUUGCAGCUAGCUCUCAAUUAUAUUAAUGAGGCAGUAUCUCAUUCAUUUUCAUGGAAGCUGCUGAAACCCCAUAUGCUGACAAUUGUUCAAGAUGUUGUAUUUCCUCUCAUGUGCAGUACAGACAAAGAUGAAGAGCUUUGGACUACAGAUCCACAUGAAUACAUUAGACUCAAAUUUGAUGUAUUUGAAGAUUUCAUAUCUCCUGUGACAGCAGCGCAAACUCUAUUGCAUUCAAUUGCUAAGAAAAGAAAAGAUAUGCUACAGAAAUCGAUGGAAUUUGUGAUGACAGUUCUUACAAACCAAGCAUCAUCACCAAGACAGAUAGACGGUGCUCUGCAUAUGGUGGGCACUGUCGCAGAUGUAUUAUUAAAGCGAAAACUUUACAAAGAUGAAAUGGAAUCCAUAUUAGUAGCAUAUGUAUUUCCACAUUUCCAGAGUGAACAUGGUUUCAUGAGAGCUAGAGCUUGCUGGGUAAUGCAUUAUUUUUGUUCAAUGCGCUUCCAAAAUGAGAUGAACCUCAUUACAGCUUUGCAACUCACACAGAAUGCACUUUUAAAUGACAAGGAGCUGCCAGUGAAAGUAGAAGCAGCUGUUGCAUUGCAGAUGCUCAUCACAAAUCAAGAAAAAGCUGAAAAGCAUCUUGAACCUCAUAUCAAACCUAUAGCAUUAGAACUGUUGAAUAUUUUACGAGAAACCGAAAAUGAUGAUUUGACUAAUGUCAUGCAGAAAAUAGUUUGCACUUACACGCAGCAGCUUUUACCUAUAGCUGUAGAAAUGACUCAACAUUUAGCUCAAACCUUUUCUCAAGUGAUUAACAAUAGUGGAGAUGAUGGCUCUGAUGAGAAGACCAUUACAGCAAUGGGCAUUUUAAAUACUAUGGACACUAUACUUUCAGUUAUGGAAGAUCACAAAGAAAUUAUGACCCAUCUAGAACCCAUUGUCCUGAAUGUAAUUGGUCUUAUUCUGACACAGAGUGUGAUAGAAUUUUAUGAAGAAUCUAUGUCUCUAAUCUAUAGUUUAUCAUCCAAUAAUAUAUCUCCUGAUAUGUGGAAAGUUUUUGAAUUAAUGUAUCAAACAUUUUUGAAAGAUGGUUUUGACUUUUUUACUGAUAUGAUGCCUGCUCUUCACAAUUUUGUCAGAGUAGAUACACAAGCCUUCGUUAGCAAUCAAAAUCACCUUCUAGCCAUUUACAAUAUGUGCAAGGCAGUGCUCAAUGGUGAAGCAGGAGAAGACGCAGAAUGCCAUGCUGCCAAAUUGCUUGAAGUAGUCAUUUUACAAUGUAAAGGAAUGAUUGAUCAGUGCAUUCCUUCUUUUGUUGAAUUGGUACUGGGUAGGCUUACAAGAGAAGUAAAGACAUCAGAACUUAGGACCAUGUGUUUACAGGUUGUAAUAGCAGCUUUGUACUACAAUCCAAAUCUCCUAUUAGAAACAUUAGAAAAAAUUCACAUGCCUAAUACAACAGAGUCCAUAACAUCACACUUCAUCACACAGUGGGUGCAUGAUACAGAUUGCUUCCUUGGUCUGCAUGAUAGAAAAAUGUGUGUGAUGGGUUUGUGUACACUUAUUUCUACUCCUCAACUGAGGCCUAAAGUGAAUAAUGAAGUUGUACAGAAGAUUGUUCCAUCCAUGCUGCUAUUAUUUGAUGGACUCAAAAGGGCUUAUGCAUAUAAAGCACAAGAGGAAGAAGGUGAAUCAGAAAGUGAAGAAGAAGAAGACUUUGAUCCAGAUGUUCUUGGCAGUGAUGAAGAUGAUGUGAAUGAGGAUUUUCCUGAACUUAAUAAAAUAUCUCGCGAAAUCAAAAAGAAGUCCCCCUUCCCUGUCACAUCUUCAAACAUUGUUGAUGAUGAUGAAGCUACAGAUGAUGAAGAAUAUGAGGAAGCAGAAGAGACAGCACUGGAAGGUUAUUCCACCCCUUUAGAUGAUGAAGAAACAAAUAUCGAUGAAUAUGUCAUAUUUAAGGAAGUCAUGAAUGGGUUAAAAACUGUUGAUCCCAAUUGGUAUAAUAUUCUGACAUCUCACUUGACUACUGAACAGCAAAGAGCUUUUGAAGAAGUGUUGGUCCUUGCUGACCAGAGGAAAGCAGCAGCAGAAUCGAAGAGAAUUGAAAAGAGUGGUGGCUACGUUUUCCAAAAUCAGACUGUUCCUACCUCUUUCAAUUUUGGCGGCACUCCUCUUUCGUAAAGCCAAAUCACAAAUCUAUCUAUAUUUAAACAAUUGUAUAAAUUAAGUAAAUAAAUUGAAAAAUGAACUUGGGCAAAAAAAAAUUAUCGCUCCCCUCCUCCCUUGCUGCACUUGACUCGUGUCUCAUUUUCUUGUUCCGCAAUUGCUGUGUUGCAACGGACAUAGUGCAGACGUAAAAGAAGAGUUAUCCUCUCCCCAUAUGCAGACUUGGAGCAUAUGAUUCAACAAGAUUUGAAUGCAAUAAUGUGAAUAAUCUAAACAGAUUUUGCUGAUUCCAGACAGUGGUUAUUAUACAGAAGAUUACUGUUGGCUUCUCUGUCUUUGAACCAUAAUGGAUUUAAUAUGAAGAUUUUAUGCAAGUCUUCCUCUAUGUGUUUUGUAUGAAGAAAACCGCUGGGUUCUUAAGUUCUAACACCAUGAUCUGAGGAAAGUGCAAUCUUUGGUAAUUUCCCUUUCGAAGAUCAUAUUAUCAGGGGACAUCACUAUUUUAAACGAAUAAAGAAGUUGCCAUUUGCCAUGUCUCCCAUAGUGUACUUUUCUGAGAAGUGAAGUCGUAUCUUGCUGUGGAGAAACAGCAAGAUUGAUACUGGAUUUAUUUUUUUAUGGAAUACUGUAGUGGAACGGUGAUAACGAAGAAAGGUACAAAUUAAAACCUCGCAAUAAAUUUAAUACGAAAAUAAUUCCUGUGUCUUGAGCGCAUGAAUUCACUUAUUUCUGCCAGUGUUCUAGCUGCCUUUCUUGAGAAUCCAAAGAGAGGGGAGGGACUGCAAUAAUUGUUGUGCCAUUUUUCUUCCAUGAGUUUUGAUAAAUCAGUUUUCUCUCAAAAGUAAAUUCAAAGAAAUUACCUCAAUUUCCCCCAGCUGUGUUCCUUUUCAGUUUUGUUUUUUAUUCAACUCUUCUAAAUCUAGCAAUAAUAUAUGUAUAUAUAUUUUACAUUGACCUUUAUUGCUUGCAUAUGAUGCUGAAUCUGGUAGAAUACAGCUCCAUUAGCAUGUCAAAGACAUGUUGAGAGUUUUUUUUUUUUUUUUAAUUCGUUUCAUAGAUUUAAUGUUGUAAAAUUCUUCAGAAAAUGUUUUUGUAGCUCUAAAAUACAUAUGACCUGAUAGAACAUUACUCUUAAUAUUUGUGCCUUAAUGAUUUAAAAGAAAGGAAAGGAUGAUUUAUAUAGUUAUUUAUGUGCAUCAUUAUGUGAAGCAUUGUAUGAUAAAUAUUACAUGUGCUUAAUACUUGGGAUGAGAUUUAAUUGAAGAGUUGAAUGGAAAAUAUUCUGUUAUAUAAACAUGAAUGGAUUUCCUUUUAUUAUAAUACUGUUUUUAUGCAUUUUUAAGACACUUUUUGUAUUUAUUGCUCUUAUGUAUUUGUUUUCCCAUUGAUAUAGUUUUGAGCCUGCAGUAGCUUUGGGGAGAGGAGAUAUUGAGUUUGUUUUUGUUAACUAUUUAUUACUUGUUCAUUGUACUUGUCUGUUGUUUCUAAGAAGAAUAGCUGUAUGACAUGAUUGAAUACUUUUAGCUAUGUGUUGCUUUUUUGUUUUGUUGUUUAAUCCUUGGUUAGUGAGGUUUUAAGUGAAUCUAUGUCACUUAUGAAACACUUAAAACAGUUGAUUCCCUAAACUAUGCUGAUAAGAUUUUAAACAUAAUUUGUAAAGAAUGUAAAAACGAGAUUUUGUAUCCUUAAAUAUCCUUUGUAUAAUUAAAAAUGAACUUUUGUUGAUAAAUAAACAAAUUAUUAUUAAAUGCAAAGCUUCACUGGGCAGCAUGUAGAAUUUAGUGAAAUUGUUUUAUUUGAAUUUAUAAUUCUUAGCAUUAUUAUUUUUUCUUUUUUAUCCCCCUCUGCUGUUCUCUAAACACUUCAAAUUAUUUAUCAUUUUGAAACUAAAUUCUUAAUGCAUGGAAAGGGGUGAGAAAGGAAAGUUAGCUCAAUAAUUGCUUUCCUUUUGAGGGGGAAAAAAAAUAAUUGCUUUUAAUCCAGCAAAGACUUUAUACUAAAUAUUGGUAUCUUCAUAAAUUUUUGCCUUUUAUAAUAAAGGAAGCUUUGUGUUUUGAAAAAUUUAACUUAGGAACAUUGAAAGGAUUUAUUGAUAUGAUUUUGUCUAUAUGUGCAUGGGGGGAGAAUGUUUUUUCUUUUCUGUCCAAAAUAAUGAAGCAUAUCUGACAAUAGUUUAAAAAUGUCUAUCUAAUUAUAAAAAAAUAUUUCCAUUUCAUGUCUCUUUUUCUGUUUCAUCAUGCCAUUUGAGUUGAUUUCCUAGAGCCAAGUGUUGUUAUUUUUUUCCCCUCCUUUCAACUCUUCUUUGUAGCGACCUUGUCAACAAUAGUGUCUUAUUUCAGAAGCAAUGCAUGCUGAUGUGGUGUGAUAAUAUUGUACAGAAUAAAAUAUAAGUGCUAGCAUUAAAUAUUUUUGUAUCAAGUAGAAGAA
Molecule: messenger RNA, 5713 nt
Organism: Argiope bruennichi
Lineage: Eukaryota; Metazoa; Arthropoda; Arachnida; Araneae; Araneidae
Gene: msk
Product: importin-7-like
Exons: 23
Coding region: 158-3301 (1047 amino acids)
Biological process (GO): protein import into nucleus
Cellular component (GO): nuclear envelope; cytosol
Molecular function (GO): small GTPase binding
Source: RefSeq, a predicted model, not a curated record